Cladocopium goreaui is the source of this 2418-nucleotide messenger RNA. The record is from the annotation of a GenBank genome assembly. NCBI's taxonomy places the organism in Eukaryota, Dinophyceae, Suessiales, Symbiodiniaceae.
AUGGACACUUUAGAGUUCCCAGGUGUGCCAGGAGUGGCUGUUAGCCCUGGAGAUGGAGCAAUGGAGCCAACUGUGGAAGCCACAGUACCAGCACAACUGCUUCCUACAUCUGAUGUUGAGUACAGCCCCACUGAGUUGGCCGAAACGCCAGAAGGCUAUGACCCAAACCUUGAGUAUGAUUUCGGCAAUCCACCUGGCUUGGAACCUGGUGAUCUUGGUGGCUUACAUCAACCUGUUCCGCCGAGCACUCCUUCGAGCACGCUUGGCAGUUUGAACAGCCAACCGGAACGGGAGGCUACUCCGGAACUAAGAGCCCCACAGCCAACCAAUGCGACUCCGGAAUCAUCAACUAUGACUCCUUUGACACAAGCUUUGAGGCGUGAUCUUGGAGCUUUGGAUGGCUUGCCUGCUAGACGUCAGGCGCAAUUUUCCGAAGAGAUGGAUGAAACACCCUGGCAAUGUUUUGUGUUGUCAAGGCAGGUCAAGAAGUACAAGAACCAGAAGCGCAAUCAGAAAGUUGGAGCCGGCCGUGAGUUGGUCUUUUCCAAGGAGACUCCUGAGGUCAGACUGGGCCUCAUUGAAACACGCAAGAAAGAAUGGAGCAACUGGAUGAAGUAUGCCAACGGCAAGCUCAUUGAUGACCAGAUGCUCAAGAAACUCAGAGAAGAUCAGCCAUGGCUACGAGUGAUCCCAACUCGUUGGGUCGAUGUUGACAAGGCUGAAGUUGGACAAACUAUGAGAUUGAAAUCAAGAUUAGUGGUUCGUGGCGAUCUGGAAGAUGCGACCAACAUGCGCACAGAUCCACCUACCAGUUCGCAGACCAUGAUGACUUUGGAGACCAUGAUGACUUUGGUUUUGAUUUUGUCCGCAUGCAGGGACACCAUUCUUUGGGCUGGAGGCAUUUCUGCCGCAUUUCUUCAAGGAGCCAAAAUGGAUCGCAUUUUGAUUCUUUCCUUACCAAAAGAUGGUGCUCCUGAACCAGAGUGUGAGGGCAAGUAUUACAUGGUCAGCACCACAGUCUAUGGCACCAAAGAUGCACCCCGUGGAUGGUUCAAAGUGUUGGAUGAAGAAGUCAAAGCAGAAUGUAUGAAACCGAUUCCUUUUGAGCCGGCAUCCUACAGUCUUCAGGAUGACGAUGGCAACCUUUCUGGACUUCUCAUUGCACAUGUUGAUGAUCUCAUGUGGACAGGUGGUGCUCACAUGGAGCGUGUCAUGGAAAAGAUCUGUCAGCGUUUCAACUUUGGCAAGUUGGAGAAGGACAACUUCAGAUACUGCGGCCGAGACGUCAGCCGCGAGAAGGAUGGCAUCCGAGUCACUUGCGACUCUUUGAUUGACCGAGUUCGUCCAAUUUAUCUUGACAUUGGCAAGAAGAAGAGCCCCCAUGCGCAUGUCACAGAAAAAGUUCGAGGACAACUUCGAAGUGUCGUGGGUUCUCUGGCUUGGCUUGCUCGUGUUUGCCGUCCUGAUUUGAGUUUUGGAGUUUGUCAUCUGCAAUCGUGCGUUCACGACGCUACUUAUGCGGAGAUCAAGUUUGCCAAUAGCUUGGUUGCACUUGCAAAGAGACAAAAGGGCAUGAACAACAAGAAGGGCAUUCUCCUUCCUGUUGAGUGGCAUUCAACGGUGAUCAAGAGGGUGAGCCGCUCUACUCUGCAAUCUGAAACUUUGAGCUUGGUUCUUGGAUCAGAAGAAGCAGAUCAUUUGCGCUAUGUCAUGCAUGGUUUGACCAACAAGCUGUAUAAGGAGCCAGAUUUCAUUGCUGCCCUGGAUUCCAUCGAUGUGAUGUGGGUGACAGAUUGUUUCUCGCUCUUUGAACACAUCAUGCGGGAUUGCAAAACGCAGUUGGCGUGGCGCAAGUGUGGUGAGCUGAUUGGAGAUCCUCUUUUGACUGACAAGAUUCCCAGUGACGCAACGACCACCGUAGUUUGGACCAGUACAGAUCGCAUGGUAGCAGAUGCACUUACGAAACAUAUGAAGCCAGGCAUGUUGGGUGAAGUCAUGAAAGGAACGCGCCGUCCCAACAUGAGGAAAACAACCCUGCUGAAAUGGGAAUCCCAUGACCCGGCGCAGGCCCUUGCAGCCAACAGUACUCAAGAAACGUUGGAGGAACCUGUCCCGAAGAGCGCAGUGGACGAAGAGUUGGAGGUCGUCCCAGUACCAGAUAGCAACAGCUCCAACUCCAUGCUGGGCCUCGUAGCUGCCGCUGUGGGGGCGGUUUGUUUGGUAAUUGUGGCUUGGCAGUGCUUCAAGUGGUUGACGAGUCCCAAAAAGACGCCUGCACCGCUCCUGGCUGACACCGAGCUGGGGGAAGGGGACCCAGUGCAUGGAGGUGAUGGGCCACAAAAUGCCCUGUGGAUGGGUGGCAGCGGCCCCGCACGGGAGUUGAUGCCAGCCACGUCCGCGGGCUUCACUCAGUUCUGA